UCGAAAAUGAACAACUGAAAGCUUUGAAAGACGAUAAAGAGAAAAGAAGAAUUGUUGUUGUGGCGCGAGAACGCCUCAGAAAAAAAUAUUUCCAACGUUGAUGUAAUGGUGGGAAGCUUUGGAAGUUUUGAAUUAACUUUUGGAGAUUCAACUUCAGAACAUCCUUUAUCUUUAGCAAAUAUUUUGAAAGGGGCAAUUAUUUUGGCUGUUUUUAUUCUUUUACUUUGCACGGCAUUAUCGAAUAUAAUUAUUUUAUGGUGUCGAUUUAAUGAUGUUAUUAGCCAUUAUUUGAUAAGCCUCUCAAUAGCUGAUUUAUUAUGUUCUCUUUUGAUUGUUCCUUUUAGUUUGUAUAGUUCUGUUAGGCCAAAUUGGGCAUUUGCUGGAGAUAAUUCUUUAAUUUGCAAAUGUACUGUUUAUUUACAUUUAGUAUACGAGGCAGUCCAUACUUUAACUCGUUGUAAAUGCUGGAUUUUAUUUUCUUGGAUAACAGCAUUAUUAUUGGCAUGUCCUGUUUUAAUAACAAAAAUGGAGGCAAAUUAUUCAUCCCAUUUAGAGUUGUGCUUGCUCAAUUGGUCUUCAUCUACUUUAGCUUAUUCAUUAACUCUCGGUAUUCUUGUUUGUUUACCUUCACUUUGUACUGUUGCCUUUACUGGUUGUGCUAUUUUUACAGCAAUGCAAAAACCUGAUGAAUUAGAAGAUAUACAAAGAAGUAUUUUAGAAACUGAUCAAAAUUUUGUUAUAAGUAAGAUUAUUUUUUUAUUAAAAUUAAUAUUCUAA
This is a messenger RNA of Meloidogyne enterolobii, 777 nucleotides long. The record is from the annotation of a GenBank genome assembly. NCBI's taxonomy places the organism in Eukaryota, Metazoa, Nematoda, Chromadorea, Rhabditida, Meloidogynidae.